AUGGAAGGUUCGAUCGAGCAGCGGUACGCGAUCAAGUUUUGUGUGCGCUUGGGCAAGAAUGCAACCGAAACCUACAGUAUGCUUCGAGAAGCCUUCAAGGAUGACUGUAUAUCAAGAUCGCAGUCAGGACGCUGGUAUAAGGCAUUUUCAGUGGGUCGAACCAAGGUCGUCGACGAACAACGCUCCGGACGACCAACAACUGCGCGAACCGACGCUAACGUGGAGCGUGUGCAGAAACUUUUGGACAUCGAUCGUCGAUUAGGUAUUAGACAGAUCGCAGACACCCUAGACAUUAGUACAUUUGCAGUGCACGGGAUAAUAACGCAAGAUUUGGCGAUGAGAAUGGUGUGCGCAAAGCUGGUACAAAAAGUGCUCACUCAAGAACAAAAGGACCUCCGAGUUUUGCGCUGUCAAGAAUUGUCGGAAUUGAUAGAAAGUGACCCUGACCUUAUGAACACUGUAGUAACUGGCGACGAAAGUUGGAUGUUUGAAUACGAUCCCGAAACAAAGCGUCAAAGCAGUGAGUGGCACAACCAAACUUCACCCCGACAGAAGAAAGCGCGGAUGAGCAAGAACCGCAUCAAAGCAAUGCUCAUCGUGUUCUUUAACGUCAGAAGUGUAGUGCAUUUUGAGUUCAUACCUGAGGGGACGACCGUUACCGCCAAAGUUUACCUGGAAGUGCUUAAGAGGCUCAAGCGGCGCGUCGCGCGCGUCAGACCAGACAUCAAAGACAACUUGAGGCUGCACCACGACAAUGCGCCGAGUCACACUGCCUUCCUUGUGACGGAUUACCUCGCUCGCUGCCAAACCCCCGUCGUUCCCCAUAUUUUUUUGAUAGAUAAGGAAUUCUCUUUUAAAUUCUUGAAUAUGUAUCAAAUAUCUUAG
Molecule: messenger RNA, 885 nt
Organism: Belonocnema kinseyi
Lineage: Eukaryota; Metazoa; Arthropoda; Insecta; Hymenoptera; Cynipidae
Product: protein GVQW3-like
Exons: 1
Coding region: 1-885 (294 amino acids)
Molecular function (GO): nucleic acid binding
Source: RefSeq, a predicted model, not a curated record